GCGCGAAAGUUGACGGAUAUUACGAAACAGUGACUGAUAACGAGACGCGACGUUACGUAUUACAAUUUCACGGCUGUUUUUGGCACGGAUGUCCAACUUGCUUUCGCGUUAAUCGCGAUCGUCCACUUUUAUCCACGAAUCCCGAAGACACCAUCGACACGCGUUACGAACGUACUCUCGCGAGGACGUGGCGCCUUCAAAGGUUAGGGUACCGCGUAACCGAAAAGUGGGAGUGCGACUUUGAUCGAGAGGUGCGAGAAAAUUCGGAAAUUAACACAUUUUUAGAAAAUCACGCUAUAUUGAAACACGCACCUCUUAAUCCACGUGACGCGUUUUACGGCGGACGUACGGAGAACAUCGCGACCCUUUAUGAAGUUAAGGGUACAGAGAAAUUGCGUUACGUUGACGUAUGUUCUUUGUACCCUUUCGUAUUAAAAACCGAUGCUUUCCCGAUUGGUCAUCCCGAUAUUUAUAUCGGAGAAGAAUGUGACAGAUUAAUCGGGACAGCACCGAAUUUUAAUUUCGACAAUGUAGAGGGUCUUGUCCGCUGUAAAAUACUCCCACCGCGCAAUCUUUAUCAUCCGGUGCUCCCGUUCCGCGUUAACGGUAAAUUGUUAUUCGGUUUAUGCCGUAGCUGCUGCGAAACCUUUUCGAAAACGCACUGCACUCACGAUUCUCCCUCCGAACGUGAAUUCGCGGGUACAUGGGUAUCCUGCGAAUUGCGCAAGGCUGUCGAGAAGGGUUAUUUCGUGACGGAGGUGAGCGAGAUUUGGCAAUACAAAGUCACGAAAUACGAUCCCGGUAACCGGCAGGGUGGCUUGUUUGCCGAAUAUAUAAAUUGUUUUUUACAAUUAAAGCAAGAAGCGAACGGGUGGCCGAGCGAAUGCCAGGACGACGACGUAACUAAGGAACGAUACCUGAGGGAGUAUGAAAAAACCGAGGGUAUCGUUCUCGAAAAAAAUAACAUCGCUCGAAAUCCUGGUCUUCGUUCGGUUGCUAAGCUUUGCUUAAAUUCUUUCUGGGGGAAAUUCGGCCAACGAGCCAAUCUGCCUAAAACCGAGAUUGUAAAAUCAUUCCAGCAUUUCGUGACUUUGCUCACCAGUCCUGAGCACGAAAUAACCGGUAUAUUACCCGUCAACGACGAGGUAAUGUACGUUUCGUGGCGGCUACGCGAGGAAGCGGUCGUAGCCUCGCCGAUAACUAACGUCGUUAUCGCUGCCUAUACGACGGCACAGGCGAGGUUAAUAUUGUAUAGUUAUUUAGAAAAAUUAGGAACAAGAGUCUUAUACUAUGACACAGACUCGUGCAUUUAUCUAAGCUCUGGUGCACCGAACGAGUACGAACCACAUACGGGUAACUUUUUAGGCGACAUGACGGACGAACUCGAUUGCUAUGGCAGCGGUAGCUAUAUCGAGUCCUUCGUAUCGGGAGGGCUGAAAUUUUACGCUUAUGUGAUUCGUACGCCGGAAGGAAACACCCACGAGGUCUGCAAAGUGAAGGGGAUAACGUUGAAUUACGUUAAUUCAAAGCUCCUGAACUUUCACAGUAUAAGACAUCUAAUAUCUGGGGUAGAAGAAGAAGAAGAAGAAGAACCGGGAAGGGAUAGUGCGAUAAAACUGCGUUUUACUGCAAUUCGGCGUACAGCGUUUCACGACAUCGUGACACGUAGCAAAAAAAAACCUGUGCGCCGGUAUUACUAA
Molecule: messenger RNA, 1700 nt
Organism: Monomorium pharaonis (pharaoh ant)
Lineage: Eukaryota; Metazoa; Arthropoda; Insecta; Hymenoptera; Formicidae
Product: DNA polymerase-like
Exons: 1
Biological process (GO): DNA replication
Molecular function (GO): DNA-directed DNA polymerase activity; nucleotide binding; DNA binding
Source: RefSeq, a predicted model, not a curated record